Dictyostelium purpureum is the source of this 882-nucleotide messenger RNA. RefSeq names its product methenyl tetrahydrofolate cyclohydrolase. The record is from RefSeq and is a predicted model, not a curated record. The coding region runs from base 1 to 882 and encodes 293 amino acids. Gene Ontology annotation, biological process: tetrahydrofolate interconversion. Gene Ontology annotation, cellular component: cytosol. The transcript is spliced from 3 exons. Lineage: Eukaryota; Evosea; Eumycetozoa; Dictyosteliales; Dictyosteliaceae. Gene Ontology annotation, molecular function: methylenetetrahydrofolate dehydrogenase (NADP+) activity; methenyltetrahydrofolate cyclohydrolase activity.
AUGGCCACAACUAAACAAGAAUUUGGAAAUAUUAUUGAUGGUAAAGUAAUUUCAUCACAAGUUAGAGAAUCCAUCAAAAAUGAAAUUAAAGAAAUGACCGAAAAAGGAUUAAGAGCACCAUGCCUUGUUGUUAUCCUUGUUGGUGAUAGAAAAGAUUCACAAACUUAUGUAAGAAAUAAAAAGAAAACUGCAUUAGAAUUAGGUAUAAAUUCAAUUGAUAAAACUUUACCAGAAGAUAUUUCUGAACAAGAAUUAAUUGAAAUCGUAAAAUCAUAUAGUGCUGACCCAGAAAUCGAUGGUAUUUUAGUACAAUUACCAUUACCAAAACAUAUUAAUGAAGAAACCAUUUUGAAUCAAAUUUGUGAAACUAAAGAUGUUGAUGGUUUCCAUCCAGUAAAUAUUGGUAAAUUAGGAAUGAGAGGAAGAGUUGCAGAUUUCCAACCUUGCACACCAAAAGGUUGUAUCGAAUUAUUAGAUAGAAGUGGUAUUAAAAUCGAAGGUAAAAACGCUGUUGUUUUAGGCAGAUCAAACAUUGUUGGUUUACCAGUUUCAUUAUUAUUAUUAAAUAGAAAUGCAACUGUUACAAUUUGCCACUCAAAGACUCAAGAUUUAAAAGAAAAAUGUAGAGAAGCUGAUAUUUUAGUAGUUGCAAUUGGUCAAGCUAAAUUAGUUAAAAAAGAUUGGAUUAAACAAGGUGCAGUUGUUAUUGAUGUUGGUAUGAACACUGAUGAAAAUGGUAAGUUAUGUGGUGAUGUAGAUUUUAAUGAUUGUAAAGAAACUGCUUCAUAUAUUACUCCAGUUCCAGGUGGUGUUGGUCCAAUGACAAUUGCCAUGUUAAUGAAAAAUACUUUAGAAAGUGCCAAAAAGAAACUAUUAAAAUAA